AUGAGGAUCCAUUAUCUCCUCUUCGCCUUCCUCCUGGUGCUCCUGCUGCCUCCUGCGGCUUUCAGUCAAAGUAUACGCAACCCUUUCAGCUGCUUUUGGAACAAGGGAAUAUGCUGGAAAACAUGCAGUGGAAGAAUGCAACAGAUCGGCUCCUGUGGAAUUCCUGGAGUCCGGUGCUGCAGGAGGAGGAGCUGA
Molecule: messenger RNA, 195 nt
Organism: Dipodomys ordii (Ord's kangaroo rat)
Lineage: Eukaryota; Metazoa; Chordata; Mammalia; Rodentia; Heteromyidae
Product: beta-defensin 3-like
Exons: 2
Coding region: 1-195 (64 amino acids)
Biological process (GO): cell chemotaxis; defense response to bacterium
Cellular component (GO): extracellular region
Molecular function (GO): chemoattractant activity; CCR6 chemokine receptor binding
Source: RefSeq, a predicted model, not a curated record